This is a messenger RNA of Suncus etruscus (white-toothed pygmy shrew), 1299 nucleotides long. It is a transcript of the gene TRMT10C, whose product is annotated as tRNA methyltransferase 10C, mitochondrial RNase P subunit. The coding region runs from base 20 to 1261 and encodes 413 amino acids. The transcript has a single exon. The record is from RefSeq and is a predicted model, not a curated record. Gene Ontology annotation, molecular function: tRNA binding. Lineage: Eukaryota; Metazoa; Chordata; Mammalia; Eulipotyphla; Soricidae. Gene Ontology annotation, biological process: mitochondrial tRNA 5'-end processing; positive regulation of mitochondrial translation. Gene Ontology annotation, cellular component: nucleus; mitochondrion; nucleoplasm.
CUCACAAUUUUUUCUCAAAAUGAGUGUUAGUUUCACGUUCUUAAGUCCUUUUGCCAGAUGUUGGGCACCAUUUAUCCUUCAUAGGAAGAAAAAGAACUUAUAUUCAGCAGUCCUUCAAAGAUACAUAUGUUCCAAAACACCAUCUGCACCCUUUCCUAAUAAGGAAAGCACAGCACCUACUGAAGAGCUGGAAUUGGAUAAAUGGAAAAUUACAAUGAAAUCUAGUAUGCAAGAUGUUUCUGUGGUUUCAGGUAAUGAGGAAGACACGCUCACUGCCACAAAGGAAUUAAUUGAGAUGUGGAGAUUGCUUGGCAGAGAAGUACCAGAAAACAUCAGUGAAGAAGAGCUCAAAACCGUUAUGGAUUGUGUUUCUAAGUCAUCUAAAAAAAAAUAUUUAAAAUACUUAUAUGUUAAAGAAAAGGCAAAGAAAGCUAAGCAAAUUAAGAAGGAAAUGAAAGCAGAAACCAUGGAAAAGGCAAGAGAUGACAGGUUACUAGAAACCAUUAAGGAAGAUAAACAACAAAAUUUUCUUUUUCUACGACUUUGGGAUAGGAAUAUGAACAUUGCAAUGGGCUGGAAAGGUGUCCAGGCUAUGAAGUUUGGACAACCUUUGGUUUUUGAUAUGGCUUAUGAUAAUUACAUGAAGCCAAAAGAAAUGGGGUAUACCAUUUCCCAGCUAUUAGAAAGUGAAGGAUGGAACAGAAGAGAUAUUGAUCCUUUCCAUAUUCAUUUCUGCAAUCUUAAAAUGGAUGGUCCUUACUAUACAGAGUUAGUUAAACGUUAUGGAGAAAAAUGGGACAAACUGCUCCUGACAACAACAGAAAAGUCUUUUGUAGAUUUAUUUCCAAAGGACAGAAUUAUUUAUUUGACUGCUGAUUCUCCCAAUGUUAUGAAGUCUUUCAGGCACGACAAAAUUUAUAUUAUAGGUUCUUUGGUUGAUAAAAAUGUACACUCGGGCUUGUCUCUAGCCAAAGCAAAACGAUUGAAUCUGGCAACAGAAUGCCUUCCGUUAGAUAAGUACUUACAGUGGGAAAUGGGUACUAAAAAUCUCACCUUAGAUCAAAUGAUCCGUAUUUUGUUAUGUCUGAAAAACACUGGAAGUUGGAAAGAGGCUCUGAAGUUUGUUCCUCAGAGAAAGCACACUGGUUAUAUGGAUGUUUCUCAGCAGUCUCAAGAGCUUCUCAACAGACUGAAGAAAUUAAAGACUUCAAAUAAAUUUCCAAAAGGUUCUCUGAAACAACACACAGAAAAAAAUAGGUGAUGUGAAUGGAAGAUUGAUAGUUUAAAAAGUAAAUAGAU